AUGUCAAACAGUUCUUCAAGGGAAAGAAAUUUGCAUAGACAACUUGCCAACAUGAAGCAUUCCCUCUUUGAUCAGGGAUAUUUAGAUGAACAAUUUAUUCAGCUCGAGGAGUUACAAGAUGAAGAAAAUCCGAAUUUCGUGGAAGAAGUUGUUUCAUUGUAUUACUGGGAUUCGGUUCGAUUAAUCCAAAAUAUCGAGCAGGCUUUGGAGCAGAACCCUAUUGAUUUUGCUAAGCUGGACAACCAUAUGCACCAGUUCAAGGGCAGUAGUUGCAGCAUUGGAGCCAAAAAGUUGAAAAAGGAGUGCACACAAUUCGAGAAGUACUGCAAAACAGGAAAUGGAGAAGGAUGCAAGAGAACUUUCCAACAAGUGAAGAAAGAAUAUGCUACUCUUAAAAAGAAACUAGAACGUUAUUUUCAGUUUGCAAGGCAAGUUGGCUGCGUUGAAAAGGCGUGUCGUCCAAAGUAA
Molecule: messenger RNA, 468 nt
Organism: Fraxinus pennsylvanica
Lineage: Eukaryota; Viridiplantae; Streptophyta; Magnoliopsida; Lamiales; Oleaceae
Source: the annotation of a GenBank genome assembly